AUGCCAAACCACUCGUCCGAGCCCAAGACCCGCCAAGAAAAGAAGGGCAACAAGGCCAAACGCAGCUUUGAACUCCACGGCAAGUACAGCGCCAAGCACACGAGAAGGGUCGAAGCGUUCACUGCCCAGCACUAUGCCGCCGCCACCAGCACCCAUGGCCGUGGCCAGCCUAAUCUGGGUCGUGCGACACCGACGACACACCAAGCCACGUACUACUAG
This is a messenger RNA of Aphanomyces astaci, 219 nucleotides long. RefSeq lists its product as hypothetical. Lineage: Eukaryota; Oomycota; Saprolegniomycetes; Saprolegniales; Verrucalvaceae. The transcript has 2 exons. Bases 1 to 219 code for a protein of 72 amino acids. The record is from RefSeq and is a predicted model, not a curated record.